Messenger RNA from Cladocopium goreaui, 4398 nucleotides. The record is from the annotation of a GenBank genome assembly. Lineage: Eukaryota; Dinophyceae; Suessiales; Symbiodiniaceae.
CAGGCACCUUCCAGCGAGAUGAUUGAGAAACUCCAGGCGGUGCCAGGUUCCCUGGAAGUUUGUCGUUUCGGGAUGUCUUGCCAAAGAGCCGGAUGUUGGUACUCGCACCCUGCGGGACGUUUGGUUGACCUGAAUCCCACCAAAGCUUUGUGCUUUCGAGGUGCAGAGUGUGACAAGAUCGAUUGUUGGCGCCUACAUCCCCCAAUGUCUCCACCUGGGGAUUUUCUCAUCUUUUUGGAUGAGAUUCCGAUGCCCUUCCGUCCCGAAUUGAAGCCUGGCCCUGGCGAUCGAGAGGUCUUCAUUGAUCCCUUGCCCGCGGACUAUGGCAGCGACGAGCUGCAAGAGUUCUUGGCCGCCUUUGGGGAAGUGGAGGAAGACUUGGUCACCAGCUCCAAAGUCUUGGGCGCCGCGAUCUUGGCCCGACAAGACCGUGGCUACCGGGCUACAUCGGGCUACCGGGUCGGUGGUUCCACUGGGUCACAGUUGGAGGCUAUGGCUGCGCCGAGCCUGGACGACUUCGACCUGGUCCAAUGUGGAAAGACGCUCAAAGCCUACGCCCAGCGCAGCGACUGGCGAGCUGCCGUGAAACUGCUCUCGACCCUGGAGGCUGAGACGCUGAUGGAUGCAUUGGAAGCCAGCUCUACCAAGGCCAAUGUCAUCCUCUACAGUACAGUGGUGACAUGCUGCGAGCGAUGUCACCAAUGGACUGCUGCCUUGCAGUUGCUGAGAGGGGCGGAGAAGCAGAGCAUUGAAGCAGACACCAUUCUCUACAACAGCGGAAUCAGCGCAUGUGUCAAGGGUUCAGAAUGGCAGGGUGCUUUGCAACUGUUGCGGGGCAUGCAAGACAAGAGCAUUCCUGCCAGCGUCAUCUCGUUCAACUCGGCCUUGAGUGCCCCUUCUGGCCGGAGCUGGCGCUUGAUGCAGCUGUUGCUGGCCGAGCUGCGAGACACACAGCUCCAGGCCACUGUGGUGAGCUACAACAGUGCGAUCUCUGCCAGCGUUGCAAGUUGGUCGCUGGCAUUGGCCUUGGUGGCUGAGCUGCACCUCAAACAGCUCCAGCCGGAUCUCAUCAGCUACAACGCAGCGAUGGAUGUGAUCGGCUCCUGGCGUAGGGCCCACAUGUUGCGUUCUUCCAUGGCGGCAUUUGCACAGCCGGAUGUCGUGACCCUGGGAGCAGUCAUGACGGGCAAUCGGUGGGAAAGAUCCCUGCAGCAGGUGCAGACAGAGAGACAUGAGCUGAACAUCGUGGCCUGCAACGCCGCCAUGGCGUCCUGUGGCUCGUUGUGGCUCCGUGCAUCUUCACUGCUGACGGAAGCGCUCGCUCUGGAGCUCCAGCCGGCUUCCAGAAGUCAGAACAUCCUCCUGUCAACCCUCGCCUGGCAAGAUGCUUUGAACUUUUUGCGAAAAGCCAAAGGCCUGGGCAUCGAGAGUGAUGCCAUCACCUUCAACAGUAUCCUGAAGAUCUGUCAACCCGCCUGGGACACUGCGUUGAUGGCACUGAAGGAGAUGCAGCUGUUGCAAAUCCGAUCUGAUUUGAUUUCCUACAGCUCAUUGAUGGGCGAUGAAGAAGAGAACUCUACGAGGGGCUGGUCAACAGCGAUGGCUUUGGUGUUGGUUUUGCAACAGAAGCAGUUGCGUUUGGAUGCCAUUGCAGCCAACUCGUUGCUAGGUGCCAUCUCCGAUGUGGGCUGGCAAGUGAGCCUCGACAUUCUGGCCACACACAUCCAUCAGAGCCUUCGGGCAGAUGUGGUUGCGAUGAAUGAAGCCAACGUUGCCAUUGAAAAAUCCUUGAAGUGGAGGAGAGCUUUUAGCUUUAUUUUGGACCAGGGUUCCACUGGGAUGAUUGGCGGAGCACCAGAUCUUUCGUUGCUCCUGGUGUCUUUCAAUGCUGCGGCAGCGGCCACAGGCGGUGAGGGGCGUUGGGAUUUGGCUUUGGAGGUGAUGAUGUGUCUGGAGAGACACGGAGCGUCGCCCGACAUUAUCACCUUCAAUUCGGCCAUGAAUUCGUGCAAGAAGAGCGAGAAAUGGUCCCGUGCCGUGGGACUUUUGGCUGCUGCGGCCCAGCGCCAGCUGUGCCCAAGCCUGAUCACCUUCAAUGCGUUGAUCAGCGCUUGUGAGACUCGUUGGCGUGACUCGGUGAGGCGUUUAGGCCUCAUGAUGCUGCCAGAAGUGCAGAGAAGCGGUGCAGCCAAUGUCAUCACAUGCAGUAGCAUCAUCAGCACUGCCGGGAAUCGCGGCACCUGGCAGAUGGUAUCAGAUCUCUAUUGGAGUGAGAUGCCUCUACAACGGCUGCAACCCAGCGUUUUGACGACCAGUGCCUUGUUGAGUUCCAUGUCCCACAGCUGGAAACACGUGCUGGAGCUGCUGCUUGUCGCCUGCUGCGAAGAAAACCCCACGAUCAUGGCCCUGAAUUACUGCACUGCAGUGAGCUCGACAAGUCUGGCAGGACAACUGGAUUAUGCCACAAGAUUGUUGGUGGAACUGGAGGGACUUUCCAGCAGCCAACUGAGAUUUGCCGUAGAGUUUUGUGGCACUAAAAGGGACUUUGGUGGCCAGAUAGCUGGCAAUGGAGGCAUCGCAGCUCAGCAAACUCAAGGCAAUUUGCCGCUUGGUCGAUUUGGUGCUGUGGGUAGGACCGCUCUGCAACUUUUGGCAAGUUUGGAUGCCAAGAGUUUGCGCCACUGGACUGAUUUAGGUCCGGCAGAGAACACUGUGGAUCGCGGGUCGCAGUUGAGCAAGGACGACGAGGACGACGAGGACGACGAGGAGGACGAGGAGGAGGAGGAGAGGAGGACGAGGCAGGAGGAGGCGGAGGAGGAGGAGAAGGAGGAGGAGAAGGAGGAGAAGGAGGAGGAUGUGGUCUCUUACAACACCGUGGUUCCCUUGCUGCCCUGGCGCCUGGCCAUGGCCCUUCUGGGCGGCGUCCGUGGCGCCUGGGACGUGGUGACCUUCAACAGCCUGGCGCUUUCGUCGUGGCGCAAAACGCUGGGAAAGCUGGAGGAGCUGGCGCAGCAACAGCUGCAACCUGACCUGGUGACCUUCAAUUCAGCCAUUUGUGCAUGUGACCUAUGGAGGCUGUCGCAAGAACUUGUGACGAUGAUGGAGAUGCAGACGGUGCAGAGUGAUGUCGUCACACAGACCUCUUGCAUCAGUGGAAACCAGAAAACCUGGCGCAGCAGCUGCCAGUGGCUCGCAGAUUUUGCAAACAGACAUGUGGCUGGAAACCUCUUGACCUUGAACGCUUGCAUCAGCGCGACUGGCGCGACGGGCGCGACGUCGUGGCCCUUGAGCCUGGCACUCUUCAAGGCCUCCACGCAAUGGAGGCUGCAGCCGGAUGUCAUUAGCCACAACGCGGCUAUCAGCUGCAACAGCGACAGGUGGCCAGCAGCGAUGGACAUUUUCCACCGCAUGCAGCAGCACGCCAUGAGACCGAGCUCCAUCUCCUACAACACGUUCAGUGGCGUUUGUGAUCGCCACCAGCUAUGGCCCCACAGCCUUCGGAUCGGCCUCAGCCUGGCCAGUCCUUGGCGCUGGGCCCUGCAGAUGCCACGACUUGCGGAGACCAAGCUGAUGCGAUGCAGUGCUGCCAUCAGCGCCCUUAGCGCCAUACGAGAGGGCUGGCAGAGGGCUGCCUGUUUGGUGGCCGAUCUGCGGCGUGAUGGACCGAUCGGCACGCAACCCAAUGUCAUCGUGUACAAUUCCAUGGUGAGCGCGUGCGAAAAAUCCCACGGCUGGCAGAUGGCACUGCAGAUUAUGGAUCCAGCAGACCUGGUGUCCUUCAACAGCAGCAUCAGCGCCUGUGAAAAAGCCGAGCAGUGGCAGGAGGCGCUGGGCCUUCUGGCGGAGCUUCCAAUGUCCCCGGACGUGGUGACAUGCAAUGCCGCUCUCAGCGCCUGUGAGAAGCGGCGACGAUGGCAACGUGUUUUGUGGAUGCUGCAGUCUUUUCCUCUGAUGGACUGGACCAACACAUCAUGCAACGCUGCCAUUGCUGCUUGUGAGAAGGGCAUGGCUUGGAGACGCGCUGUCACAUUGUUGACCGAACAGUUCCAGGACUUUCGUCUUCGCUGCGACGAGGUGUCCUACAGUUCUGCCCUGGCCUCGUUGUCCCCCUUCAACUGGCGGUUGGCCCUGAAGUUCUUAGCGCAGAUGUGGCAGCGAGCCUUGCAGCCAGGUUUGGUGGCCUACAGCGCUGCAGUGUCCAUUUGUACCAGAGCCAGUCGGUGGCAGGAAACCUUGGCAUUGAUUGCGGAAGCUGAUCUGAGGCGUAUCACCCUGGACGGUGCCACCUUGGGUGAUGCCCUCGAGGGGACGGACGCAUCGCCAGACGCAUCCGCAUUGCUGGGACGGAUCCAACGGGAAGGAGAGUCUUGGUUAGCUUCGCUGCAUCAGUCGUUUUGA